AAGUCUGUAAAAUAUUACCCGUUUGCUGCUGCUGCUGCUGCUGCUGCUGCUGCUGCUGAGAAACCUCAUUGCCUGGUUAGCAAGGCAUCACCAAAGAGACUUUAUCUGAUGCUGUAUGUCUCAAACUUUCAGACGCUGCCUUGCAACUUCUCCAGGCUCCUGCCUUGCCGGGUUUGAAAUAAGAUCUUCAGCUUCGACAAUGAGAAACUAACACAUAAUUUAUUACUUCUAACUUUUUUAUUAUUAUUAUUAUUAUUUUGAAAAAAAAAAAACUCUGCAACUUUGAUCUAGAAAGCGAAGCAGUGAGAGAAAAAUAAAUGGAAAUAGGGAAAACACGUGGAGAAAAAUGAGUAGGACUGAAUCGCCUUAAUUUUUUAAUUUUCAUUUUUUAUCAUUUUUUAUUUCUGAGCGUCUCAGUAAGUCUCUGAAAAGUGCGAUUUGAUCUUUUACCUCAAACUUGGAAACUGUUCAGCGGGAGCAACGGUACGUGAGACCACACAGCUGGCUGAAGCCCCUCUAUGACCAAAGGACAGAAGGACAAACAAGAUGUAUUGUGAGAGGUUUAUAUGUAUCCUGAGAAUACUUGGAACCACGCUCUUCGGGGUGUCCCUCCUGCUUGGGAUCACCGCUGCUUACAUCGUUGGCUACCAGUUUAUCCAAACGGACAAUUACUAUUUCUCCUUUGGACUCUAUGGUGCUAUCCUGGCAUCACAUCUCAUCAUCCAAAGCCUGUUUGCCUUCCUAGAGCACAGGAAAAUGAAGCGAUCACUAGAAACUCCAAUCAAGCUGAACAAAACAGUUGCCCUUUGUAUUGCUGCCUAUCAAGAGGAUCCUGACUACUUAAGAAAAUGUUUACUUUCUGUGAAAAGAUUGACCUACCCUGGAAUUAAAGUUGUUAUGGUCAUUGAUGGGAACUCGGAAGACGACGUUUACAUGAUGGACAUUUUUACAGAAAUCAUGGGUAGGGACAAAUCUGCCACUUAUGUCUGGAGGAAUAACUUCCAUGACAAAGGUCCAGGUGAGACAGACGAGUCUCACAGAGAGAGCAUGCAACAUGUAUCUCAGCUGGUCCUAUCCAACAAAAGUGUUUGCAUCAUGCAGAAAUGGGGUGGAAAAAGAGAAGUAAUGUACACAGCAUUCAAAGCACUGGGGAGAAGCGUGGAUUAUGUACAGGUCUGUGAUUCAGAUACAAUGCUUGAUCCAGCCUCAUCAGUGGAGAUGGUAAAGGUUUUAGAAGAAGAUCCAAUGGUUGGAGGAGUGGGAGGUGAUGUGCAGAUUUUGAACAAAUAUGAUUCCUGGAUCUCCUUUCUGAGCAGCGUGAGAUACUGGAUGGCAUUUAACAUAGAAAGAGCCUGUCAGUCCUAUUUUGGCUGUGUACAAUGCAUCAGCGGGCCUCUGGGAAUGUACAGAAACUCGUUACUCCAUGAAUUUGUGGAAGAUUGGUACAAUCAAGAAUUUAUGGGCUCCCAGUGCAGCUUUGGAGACGACAGGCAUCUAACUAACCGAGUGCUAAGUCUGGGCUAUGCAACAAAGUACACAGCUAGAUCCAAGUGCCUUACCGAAACACCGAUAGAAUAUCUCAGGUGGCUGAAUCAGCAGACCCGCUGGAGUAAAUCGUACUUUAGAGAGUGGCUUUAUAAUGCAAUGUGGUUCCACAAGCAUCAUUUGUGGAUGACUUAUGAAGCUGUAAUCACUGGAUUCUUUCCUUUCUUCCUUAUCGCCACAGUCAUUCAGCUCUUCUACAGGGGGAAAAUCUGGAACAUCCUCCUUUUCUUGUUGACCGUUCAGUUAGUUGGCCUGAUAAAGUCUUCCUUUGCCAGCUUCCUUAGGGGGAACAUUGUCAUGGUUUUCAUGUCACUCUACUCAGUGUUGUACAUGUCAAGUUUACUGCCAGCAAAGAUGUUUGCAAUUGCCACAAUAAACAAAGCAGGGUGGGGCACGUCAGGAAGAAAAACCAUUGUAGUCAAUUUUAUAGGACUGAUUCCAGUCUCCGUUUGGUUUACAAUCCUCCUAGGUGGCGUAAUUUUCACUAUCUACAAGGAAUCAAAAAAGCCAUUUUCUGAGUCGAAACAGACGGUUCUCAUCAUUGGCACAAUACUCUAUGCAUGUUACUGGGUUAUGCUUUUGACUUUGUACUUCGUUCUUAUCACCAAAUGUGGCAGGCGGAAGAAAGAGCAACACUAUGAUAUGGUGCUAGAUGUAUGAUGUUUCUGCGGGAAGUUACCCAGAGCGUUUUAAAGCAACCCAACAACCUUAUAGUAUUUGUGGCAUCAAAUGAAUGUUGCCAAGGGAAAUGGAUCAUUGCUGCUGGGAAUAGGACAUUUAUAUUCCUCUGGGUUCAUUUUCAUCCUGCCAAAGUAAGAAAACACAAACAAUAAAAAAUGAUUUUUUUUCCAAGGGGGGAAAAAAGCAAACCACACAGAUUCGACCUGUUCGCAAGAAAAUGGGAGGACUUCUUUGUUUAUGCACUUUUUAGUUGUGCAUAUGCCUGACAGUGUUAUGUUCUAUAUACCUCACUGGUCAUGCUUAUGUGUGUGGACAGGAAGGAAAGGAGUUUGGAGAAUCAAGCAAAGGAUCUUACAACCCCUUGCAACCUAAUUUAUGGACUUCUCUUUUUUUUUAUAGUUCUGUUUAUAGGAAGGGUCUUUUGUGUUAGGCUGCCAAAUGUAAUGCCAAAGGUAAAAUUUAAGAGGCUAUUGGCUGAGCUGUAUUUUUAUAUUAUUGUAUUAUUUGUAUGUGUGUAUUUUUAAGUCAAUUUUUUUUUUAAAUCACAUAUUUUAUAUUUUACUUAUCUGCCAAAAAGCUGCCUCCCUAACAUGUUGUUCUUUAUCCUUUUUAAAUAAGUUUGGAAAAAAAUCAUAUUUGUUCCCUAAAAAUCUAUGCUGAUUCGAUAUUGUUCACAACAGGAAGAAUAAAAUAUUGCUCUGCAUUUUUACAACUGAUGAACGGUUAUUUCUGUGAAAAAAUAUUUAAACGUGCUCUUUGAAGACAUUUAUUAGGAAAGGCCCAACAUUGCCAGUUUUUGGAUAUAAGCAUAUUUGUGCAUACAAAAAGGCCAAAGGGGUAGAUAUGUGCAAUCUGGGGUUUGUUUUGUUUGGAUAACAUUGUAAAAGGGAACCUUGCUUCUCUGCUAAGAGCAUACCAUCCCUGCCAUGUGUAAUAGCCAUGCAGGAAGUCAGGCCUUGAUGCCACUGGAGUUUAUAGCAAAGCUUCCACUGAUUUUACGUGGGACUCGAUGAGUCAAAAGUUUCUGUUGUGGAGAAACAUUGGACACCUGAAACUAUUUUUGACUUCACUGAUGGCUGCGGUUGCUCAUAAUCUGUCAGUACCAAGCAGAUAGUUCAGAUUUUUGAGUUUCAACAAAUACAUGGAAGGAAAAAAUGUCAAAACCUUCACAAUGGGGAUGUCUUACUGUAAAACUUCUACAUUGCACUUCAGAGAGUUUACAGUCAAAAUAAACAUCAGCUUCUCUGACGUUCAGUAUAAUCCAAACCCCUGUACUGAGCCCAAUAAUUUAUGUUUGACUAAGGCAUAUCUACCAGAAAAGAAGUCAAUUUCUAUCCGAAAACUUCAAGUGAUAGCAAAUCCAUCACUUCCUUGGUGCCUAACCAUCAAAGACAUUUACUUUGGACUAUGGUUUUGAGAAACAAUAUUCAGGACUAAAUUCUUACAGCCUUUCACCAGCCAAAGGAAUGUGGCAUUGAGCCCUAAUAUACAAGUAAAGAGCAACAGAAAGCCAGCUGCAUACAGAUAUAUGCCCUUUUUAGAUUCUGGUAUUAAAAGCACUGUGGUAAAGCAGAAAUCAGCAUAUGAUGCUUAAAGAACUUAGAAGCAUUUUCAGCUUCUCUUUUUUACGCAGACAUGAAUAGAUUCUGCUGUAGAGUGAACUGCACACACACUACCUUAUUUGUCUGAUUAUCUUGAGGUACAUGGUUGCUUGAAAGUCAUACUAAUAUUAUGUUAAUGACUGGAGAGUUGACUCGUGUUGGUUACAAAAUAGGACAGUAUUAAAAACAAGCAAAAGAAACAGCAAAAAUUAAAAAAAAAACUUGACUAUGCCUUUUAACUAUUUAUGAUGUAAGUUAAAGCUUGGGUUAACAUUCAAAUGUCAAAUAAAUCCUCUCAUUCUAUAAAAAAGAUUGAAUUAAUUGCCUGUAUUUAUUCUAGCAAUUAUUCAAUGUACUUCCAGUAUAGGUUGUAUAGUAUAAUUGUUACUUUCAUAAAUAAAAUAUUUUUG
This is a messenger RNA of Struthio camelus australis, 4237 nucleotides long. It is a transcript of the gene HAS2, whose product is annotated as hyaluronan synthase 2. Gene Ontology annotation, molecular function: hyaluronan synthase activity. NCBI's taxonomy places the organism in Eukaryota, Metazoa, Chordata, Aves, Struthioniformes, Struthionidae. The record is from RefSeq and is a predicted model, not a curated record. Gene Ontology annotation, biological process: hyaluronan biosynthetic process; extracellular matrix assembly. Gene Ontology annotation, cellular component: plasma membrane.